Molecule: messenger RNA, 1380 nt
Organism: Vespa mandarinia (Asian giant hornet)
Lineage: Eukaryota; Metazoa; Arthropoda; Insecta; Hymenoptera; Vespidae
Source: RefSeq, a predicted model, not a curated record
AUGUAUCUUGAUAUUUUCUUUUUUGGAGAAUCCAACGAAACGAGAAAUCAUAUUAUAAUUUUAUCAUUAAUUUUUAACAUUAUCUUUAAAAAAGAAGUCUCUUUUCAAUUAAUCUUCGAAAAAACUGGACCGAUUAUUCUUUGGAAACAGAUAAAACAUACCGAGAAGACGAUGAAGAAAGUUAUGGAACUUCUUGGUCGACUGGUGUUGGACGAAGUCCAAAGGAAAACUUGCGCGGCAUUACCACCGGACAUGCGACAAUUUUUAGAGUGGAUGUUGGAAGUCAACGGGCAGAAAGAAUUGCAGGAACAAACACCUUUAUUACCAUUGGUACACGAUAAAGAAACGACCGAACAUCCGUCGGACGACAAGAUACUUUUUCCCAAAACUUCCGAUCAAGAAACUGACAAGGACGUCAACGAACUCCAUAAGAAGGUUCGAAUAUUGCAGAAUCUUAUAAACGAGUAUAACGCUUUAUCUGCCAAGGAGAAGAUAAAGGUCCAAACUGUCCACGAUUAUCUCGUUAGACAAUUAAAUUCCCUUUUACAUUACAUCGAGGUGAAGGAAAAAUCGGAGAAAAAUAAAACUGGCGAUAAGACGGUACCGAGUAGACGUAACGCAGAAUUUAUUCUUCGUUAUCAGAGUGCCUCGCCAAAUUUUGAAUUCGACAGGAAUCUCACUUUGUUCAAAAACGAGAAUGCACCUGGCUUUUGGAAACUCGACAAUGCCAGUUUUGCGUUGGACAUUGAAAGGAAGAAACGUCGGCCCGUUCGAAGUUCCAAUUAUUCUUUUAAUAAAAAACGACGGAAGAAGAAACGUAAGAAACGUAAACGUAAACGUAAGCGUCGUAGGCGAAAUGAAAGAAGAAGCUACGAUAAGAACGAAACGCCGGAGUAUCGAAAACUUGCACAUCAUGCUGCUAUGAUAAGACAAAAACGUGGGGAUAAUUUGGAGGAUGAAUGGGAUCAAUUUGAUUUCAAAUACGAACAGCCAGAGAUCUAUAAAUCUAUGAAUAUUUUGAACGACCAGGACGGGAAAAUAAGAGACGGACGAUCGAUCGAUCUAAAGGAAAAGAAAGUAAUUCUAGCAAGAGACAAUGUUACCGUAGCUAAUCUUUAUAGAAAUAAUUACGACGAUUUACCGGUGAAAGGUAAAAAUCGUGCCGAGGACGAGAUGAUACUUCUUAAUAAACGCGAAGCAUGGAAAAAGCAAAAUGAGAUACAGCUCGAAGAGGUGGCCUUCGGUAAGGAUAUGCGAAACAGGCUUAGAGAGGAGGAACAAUUCAAGAGAUUGACGGGAAUUAAAGGGAAAAAGAUGCUAUGUGCUACAUGGGUACGGGACGUUAACUCGUCGAUUAGUAAGAAACCAAGCAAAAAAUAA